Molecule: messenger RNA, 2079 nt
Organism: Notothenia coriiceps (black rockcod)
Lineage: Eukaryota; Metazoa; Chordata; Actinopteri; Perciformes; Nototheniidae
Gene: kif20a
Product: kinesin family member 20A
Exons: 16
Biological process (GO): microtubule-based movement; mitotic spindle assembly; spindle elongation
Cellular component (GO): nucleus; mitotic spindle; spindle microtubule
Molecular function (GO): ATP binding; microtubule binding; plus-end-directed microtubule motor activity
Source: RefSeq, a predicted model, not a curated record
GAACAGGGUUGUGUGGCUGUCCAAGAUGAAGAGAUUGUGCUUCUUAAAGCUCCAAAAGAAUCUCACAACAUGAGGGCUGCAGAGAGGGGCAUCACCCAGAGCAUGCACAAGUUCAGCUUCUCACAGAUUAUGGGGCCGGAGACCACACAGCAACAGUUUUACGAGUGCUCGAUGAAGAAGAUGGUGAAAGACGUGCUUCAAGGAGAAAACCGACUCCUCUACACUUAUGGUGUCACCAAUUCUGGAAAAACAUACACAAUUCAAGGCAGCGGUCCAGAGGCGGGCCUCCUGCCACGGGCCCUGUCGUCUCUGUUCAGCAAGCUGCAGGGCCGCCUGUACGGCGCCAUGGACAUGAAGCCUAUCAUGUAUCAGGAUGUGAGGCACCUGAGCUCCGGAGAGAUCAGGAUGGAGGAACUCCGCAGAAACUCUCUGCUCAAAGAGGAUGACAAUCUGCCUUUUCGCCGAGGUGGAAACACGACAGUCUGGGACAGCGGCAUUGGAGGACUCUCCUCUACAAGUAACAUCGCCACUCAGCUUGAAGACACAGACAGUGUGUGUCUGGAGCCUGACAGCCUGUCACACAGCGGAGGGGAUGAUCUGGAGGAAGGGGUGCAGUUUUCUAUCUGGGUGUCCUUCUUCGAGAUCUACAAUGAGUUCCUGUAUGAUUUGCUCGAUGCCUCUCCCUCCCUGCAGCCCAGGAAAAGGGUCACUCUGCGGCUUGGUGACGACAAGCAGGGCAACCCCUAUGUGAAAGACCUCGCCUGGAUCCAGGUCCGCAGCGCUGACGAAGCUUGGAAGAUUCUGAAGGCUGGGCGUCGCAACCAGAGCUUCGCCAGCACUCACCUCAACACAAACUCCAGCCGUAGCCACAGCAUUUUCUCCGUCCGAGUCCUGCACGUCAACCCAGAAGCAGAUUCAGCCAAGUCCAUGCACAUCAGCGAACUGAGUGUGUGUGAUCUAGCUGGGUCUGAACGCUGUAAAGAGCAGCGCAACGGCGAGAGGAUGAAGGAGGCCAACAACAUCAACGCCUCCCUUCUAACACUGGGACGCUGCAUCGCUGCUCUGAGGCACAACCAGAACAACAAAUCGCGACCCGCUCAAGUGGUGCCCUUCAGGGACAGUAAACUGACCCGGGUACUGCAGGGUUUCUUCUGUGGCCGAGGAACCUCCAGCAUGGUGGUCAACAUCAACCCGUGUGCCUCCAUCUAUGACGAGACCCUCCAGGCCCUCAAAUUCUCAGCUCUAGCCUCUCAACUGGUGCACGGGCCGUCCACAAAGACCAGGGUGGCCUACAUCCUGUCCUUACUGCGCGAGCCGGCUGCAGAUGGAAACGAGAGUUCGAUGAUGGAGGACGAGGAGGAGAGUGAUGUGGAAGAUGGAGAUAUCUCCAUGUUGAAUACCGAGUCCAUGCUGCAGGCCAUCGAUGUCCUGAAGAGAGAAGUGCAGCGCCAGCGGGAAGAGAAAGAGGUUCUUGAGGUGAAUGUGAGAGAGCAGGUGGUCUCUGAGGUGAUGGAGGUCAUCUCGGGGAUGGAAGCUGGCUUCAGCGAGGCCUUGGAAGCAGAGAGAGCUCUCACUGAAGAGAGAUACGAAGACAAGAUAUCAACUUUGCAAAAACAUUUGAAGAUAUUCUACGGCAAGGAGUUGAAGGAGCGUGAUCAGGUGAUCGAAUGUUUGUCUGCUGCUCUUGAGAAAACCAAGGCAGGCGAAGCGGCCCCCCCGCCGCUGCCUGCUGAGGACUCCAUAGGAUGCAGCGGUGGCCUACUUCGGCGUUCUGAGCGCAUCAAUAAAACAGAAAGUGGUCGGCUGCAAGUGGAGCUGGACCAGUGUCGCGCUGAGCUGCUCGCAAAGACACAAGAGCUCAACAAAGCUGAAGAACGCAGCUGGAAGCCCCCGGCUCAACUGGGACCCUCGCCCGCUGACCGCAAGCUGGGAGACGGGCAGCGGAACCUGCGGCAGCUGCGGCCCUGGAUCUGCAGCGCUCGGGCCCGGACCUGCAGUCUGGAGAACGAGUACCUGCUGAGUGUUCGCGAAAGCACGGUGGACGGAGAAGCCUGCGGUCAGGCGCUGGCCGCUGCAUGA